Messenger RNA from Megalobrama amblycephala (Wuchang bream), 2732 nucleotides. RefSeq names its product free fatty acid receptor 2-like. The transcript is spliced from 3 exons. NCBI's taxonomy places the organism in Eukaryota, Metazoa, Chordata, Actinopteri, Cypriniformes, Xenocyprididae. Gene Ontology annotation, cellular component: plasma membrane. The record is from RefSeq and is a predicted model, not a curated record. Gene Ontology annotation, molecular function: G protein-coupled receptor activity. Gene Ontology annotation, biological process: cellular response to fatty acid; G protein-coupled receptor signaling pathway. The coding region runs from base 405 to 1298 and encodes 297 amino acids.
UCUGUGUCUGUGUCUGUGUGUACACCUCUACAUUUUACUGGUUUUGCAGGCCUCGGAUCUGGAUCAGAAAAAAAAAAUAAAAAAAACAUGGUCAUCUAUUUUUACAUUACACAAUAACUGUGGACAAAAGCCCACAUGACAGUCUGCGGUUUGCAAUUAGAUACAUACCAGGAAAAUGUGAGAUGUAAUAAAUAGGCAUGUUAAAUGUUAGUAUUUAAAAUGAGAAGGAAGCCUAAGCCAUAACCUGAAGAGUCUUGGUGGCUUGAAUAUCACGGAACUGUGUAUCAAAGGUGCCCAUUGAUUUGAUCAAGACUGAUAACAGAGAUAUAGCUCUUGGUGGUGUCUUCUGAAGAACCUGCAGGGCUGUUUUCUAAAGUAAAGAACAUUACCACAAGCCAACAGCAAUGUCAGAAGAUUCACCUACAGCAGUGUAUCUUGCUAUUUAUAUCAUCACAUUCCUGAUUGGGUUUCCUAACAGUGCACUGGCAUUGUACUCAUGCAUUUACAAGAUUCGGAGAAAACCCAUCCCUAUUGACAUAUUGAUGCUGAACCUCACUAUUUCUGACCUCAUCUUUCUCACCUUCCUGCCCAUCAAGAUGAAAGAGGCUGCAGAUAACAUGGUUUGGAACAUGCCCCAUUUCCUGUGCCACUUCCAUCUGUUCGUCUUCUUUCUUCCUCUCUAUUCCAGCAGCCUGUUCUUGACAGCAAUAAGCGCUGAGCGCUAUGUGUGUAUAGCAUUUCCAGUCAAGUAUAAAAGUCCGAAGAGAAUCAUUUACACAGUACCUAUAUGUGUAGGCAUCUGGGUGAUUGUUGGAGUAAGUUUUAUAUUUGUUUACAAGGCAGCAUACAUAGAUUCUGAAGAAGUAGUGACAGAACCUCAGACAUGUUACAGUAACUUCACAGAGGAACAGCUCAGGCAACUGCUCCCAGUGCGGCUGAGUUUGGCAGUGGUGUUUUUCUUUCUACCCCUCUUUACCUGCUGCUUCUGUUACAUGAAUUUCGUUUGUAUUUUGUUAAAGCGUCCUCUCAUCAAGCGACAACGUAAACUCCGGGCAAUUGGACUGGCACUGGGGACUCUCCUUGUGUUUGCCGGUAGUUUUGCACCCCUCAAUAUAUCACAUUUAGUAGGCUUCAUCAAAAAAGAAAAUCCAAAGUGGCGCAUGACAGCUUUAACUCUUAGCACUUUGAACGCAUGUUAUGAUCCUAUUAUAUUUUUCUGUAUAUCUAGGGAGAUGAGAAGGGUGAUCAAAGUAUGUGCUAAGGCUUUUAUUCAGUUUUAUGCCAAUUUCAAGGGUUAGUUCACCCAAAACAACAAAUGAAGAUAUUUUUAAUAAAAUCUGAGACAUUUCUGUCCCUCCAUUGACAGUCUAUGCAACUACCAGUUUGACGCUUCAAAAAUUUCAUAAUGAGAUCAUAAAACUAAUCCAUAUAUGAAUUGAGAUUUCAUCCAUAUAAACAUGUGUCAAUUUCUUGAACACAAAAGGAAAAAAAAAUCUAAAUACUCAUAAAAGUUCAUUUGAUUGAACUAAUUUGUUUAAUUUGAGUUUUCUCUACUCCAGUCAAUUAAUUAUUUUGAGCGUUAGGGUUUUCAGUGUAUAGAUUAGAUUUACAAUCUCUUUAUGAACCUUUUAAAGUGUCAAAGAGGUAGUUAUGUAGCUGACUAUGGAGGAACAGAAAUCGCUAAGAUUUCAAUAAAAAUAUCUUAACUUGUGUUCUCAAGAUGAACAAAAGUCUUACUGUUUGGAAGAGGGUGAGUAAAUGAUGACAGAAUUUUUAUUUUUGGGUAAACUAUCCCUUUAAAGCAAUGUAUUGUUGUAAACUACUUCUAUUUAAAUUACACAAAGCAAAUAAACAAAUGUAUGAUAUUGUAUCCUAAACUUCACAUAAAAGUGCUGUACAUGAUUUUGUUUUAUGUAAUGACAGCUUAUGCAGAAAAGAUCCUACCCCAAGGGGGGUAUAAAGUGGAAACCAAGAUAUAAAGUGGAAACCAAGAGCCUGCUCAAUGAACUUGAAGCAGUUUUCAUAAGUUUGGAGGUUUCAAAUUGUUUGUGAUUUUUUUUGUCUGUAUAGUAAUGGGAGAAACAAAGCUUUUGGAAAUCUGAAUUGUUUGAACCAAUUGGUUUGCAACCAGUGUUGGGGAAAGUUACUUUUCAAAGUAAUGCAUUACAAUAUUGCAUUACUUCCUAAAAAAGUAACUAAUUGCAUUAGUUACUUUUUAUGAAUAGUAAUGCAUUACUUUACUUUUAGUAAUCUGAUUACAAAACUCAAGUUACUUGAUAUGCGUUACCAUCAACACUGUUCGCAACAAGAUUCACUGUUUUGAAGAGCUAAGAACACCACAGCUGGCCUCACCUGCUGCUCAAAAUUAUAUAAUGCAAAAUAAACUCAGCCCAAACUCACCUUUUGCAAACCAAGUGCAAAUGUUUUAUGAAAAACUAAUCGAUUAAAUAAUCUACAAAUAAUUAAAUAAUAUUCAAUAUGAAGGUUUAGUAAAAUGUGUGCUCUUUUAUUAAUUUAUUUAUAUGUAGUUUGUGUUGUGUGUUAGACUGUUAGGCAGGGCUAGGUCAAUUAAAAGCAAUUAACGAUCAUUCUCCUUUUUGAAUUAUACACACACAAGUAUUACAAUUAAAUGCAUUAAUAAUGAACCUAUAAAUCUGACCCGAGAUCAGUUAAAACCAUUAGACACUCAUUCACAGGUUCAAAAAAGAAUAAUGACGAGAGCAAACUCCCAU